CGGGAAGCGAAUUCAAAUUGCAGUUACACCUGAUGCCCGCGUUUGGUUCCGUCAGCUGUGGGCUGGACGGCAUCGUGAUGUGAGGCCACCCAGCGUUGGGCCGCCGGGUACGAAGACGUGUCAUGACUGAAGUGGAAAAGCCUGUGGAACGCGUACCCCUGGUGUAAUUCCGGUGAAAGCUCAAGGGCAUUAGGGUUUUAGGGCUGGGUAGCCGCUGCCGUAGUCUGCAGGCGCUAAACCACGUGCUCGCGCGCGGAACAGCAGGAUAGCAGGCGCGGUUUGUUCCGCCGAGGCGCGUCACCGUCACAUCUCUCGACCUUCACCCUCCGCAACGACCCCGCCCUAUGCCACCCAUGCACGCCCCGACGCGUCUCGACCGAACAGAUACGCGAUGACGGCCCCUCUCCGUAAUACUCAGCAUGCCUCUGCGAUCGCUGCAAUCACCGCCUCCCAGAAUAGCGCGCCUGUGGCAGAAUUCCGUUGCCUCUAUACACAAGACGUUAAGAGGAAGCAGAAACGAUGGCAAGAUGGAUAUCUGAAAUUUCAUACCUUCAAUAGCCGGGUUAUGGUGUAUGAUCAGGCAAGGAAUUUUCUGGGAGAUACCUAUCACAAAGACAGCAACGAGCUGCAGGAGGGAGACGAACUCAGCUUGAACAAUGGCGCUCUAGUAGAGGUCGCUGAGGCCAUGGGCAUCACACAUACCGACCUGACACAACUACUUGAGAAGAAAACGAAAGAACAGCCACCCCGCCCGACCGCCCCUUCCCAGCCGAAACCGUUCCAGAGACCAUCGUCAGUGGCGCCGACCAAUGCCCAGCUCAAUGCAUCCCAACUACGCCAUAAAUCGCUGAACACACUGCUCGGGACACCGAAAGGGCCACUUGGAAAGGCUCAGCCCAUGAGGUCUCCAUACGAGGCUCGCAAGGAAAAGGAGAAUGAGCUGGUUGAGGAACCCACCCCGAAAAGACAAAAGACUAGCCAGCCACGCACAAACUGGAGAGCAUCUAGCCCAGUCCAAGAAGACAGUCCCAUAGCGAAGAGAGACAAAGCGGUACAUACAGAACCUUCAGACGCAGCGAAUGCUCGGAAACCUUCCAAGUUCAUACCGCCGACAGUGACUGUCAUCACAAUAGAGUCCGAGUCCGACCCCGUCCCAGCGUAUUUGUCCGAUGUCACCCUUCCGAGCACACCGCCGAAACUUGCCAGAGCAAGAGCACGAUCUAGCGCACUUCAUACCCCAGCACCACAGCCCGCUAUACCUCAGCAGCCACUGGCACAAACUCCAAAGAUACCCAAAGGCAAGGUGCCAGUACCCAGUGUACAAGCGUUGGAGACUCCAAAGCAACGAGCACCACCAUCUUCGCCUCCGGUGAGCGCCUCGAAUCGCCUGACGAACGUCGACUUCGCGUUACAACCAACAAAGCAGCCACCCAAAGACCCCACUCCGCCACCGCCUUCGCCUCCUCCUAACCGCAAAACGAAAUCCCUUCGAUUGUCUGCGGGUGUAAAGCGCGGAACGUUGCUGUGUCAGUCUCUCCCUCAGAAGACUAUAAGGGCAGGUAGUGAGGCCAGAGCGACCAGUUCCAACGUCAGAGCUCGGCAGGUAUCGCGUCUCACGAGCAAGGAGCCAUCACCUGCAGUAUCACAGAAAAGUGCCCCGCCACAAGAGCUCGCCUCUGCAGCGUCGAAACGGGUGGCUAAAAGCAAGCGAAGAAAUAUAGAGGCACAGGAUGGUGUUGGUCUCGCGCCAAAGAGAGCGAGAGUCUCCAAGUCUCCACCGCUACCGUCGCCGAGUGUCCUUGAAGAUCCAGAAAUCAUACAUGGCUUUAUGGACCAGCAACUGAUAAUCCCCUCGUCUCCACCUCAGCCCCAGGCCGUAUCUCCUCCCCCAGAGGCAGUCUCGAAGCCCAAAUCUACUACUACCAAGCAACUAGCGAACAAAACAGCAGCUGAGCCACCACCUAAGCGUCACCCUACAGAGUCGAAAUCUCCCCCACCAAAGGAGACAAUCCGAGAAGCACAGCCAAGAAAUAAUGUCGUGGACCAGCCUGCAUCAGUGCGUAAAGCCCCUUCGCCUCUUGUACCCGCACUUGAUCCACCGAUAUCAGCAUCGAGAGAUGUCUCGCCAGCGCAUAACGAAGCUUCCGAAACACAAUCACGUACAUCAUCAACUUCGCCUCGCAAAGCCCCACUCUCAACUGGCGGAUUUCCCAAGCGGCCAGCGAAGCGACUGGAAAAGCAAUCGGUCGCAUCACCCUUAGUACAGGAGGAACCAGCUCCAGCUCCAGCUUCUCGUAAUGAGUCUGCUCCUCUUCCGCCGCAUCCUCUUCGUGCGAAUAAGAAAGGCCCCAUGAUGAGCACGACGGAACUAGCAUCUCUUCUACAAAAGCCGCAGAACCUAGCUAAAGCUCUCGCAGACCCAAUCGAAGAUGGCUCGAACAUGACCAGUGCAGGCAAGUCGCCGAGCAGAAACUUCAGGCGCGUGAGAAGCGAGAACGACGCACCAAUACCCAGUACAGCAGAUGACUGGGAGAAGCGCAAUCUACCCAAGACGUCCAGUAAUUUGACGGACAGCCUAGAUGAUCCAAAUGCCACUACCGUGGCCGAGGAACCCAAGAAGAAGAAAAGCAGUGGGCUGGAUGCGCUCAUCAAACGAACUGAUCCUAGGCGGAAGUUCAAGAGGACGCAGAGUCUGCAGGUGGAGACUAAUGUUCCGACGGCUGCUAUGGGAGAGGUCGAACUGCCCAGUCCGGUUGUGGAUAAGGAUGUUGGGCCGUGGAGUACGGAAGCGAGUGAUCUUUUUGAUUGGAGGCCACCUGGAAGAGAUUAGGGUAGCGAAUGAGUAUGGAGGUUCGGCGAGUUACCUUGGACUGUUAGCAAAUACUGGCAACCAUGUCAUGUCGUAUGAGAGUAUGUAGCGAUGAUAUUAUGAUAUUGAUACCCUGUAGCAUCGCAAUAACAGUUGCACUUUUUUUUUCCAC
Molecule: messenger RNA, 2981 nt
Organism: Alternaria rosae
Lineage: Eukaryota; Fungi; Ascomycota; Dothideomycetes; Pleosporales; Pleosporaceae
Exons: 1
Coding region: 392-2830 (812 amino acids)
Biological process (GO): double-strand break repair
Cellular component (GO): site of double-strand break; nucleus
Source: RefSeq, a predicted model, not a curated record